Molecule: messenger RNA, 4776 nt
Organism: Lucilia cuprina (Australian sheep blowfly)
Lineage: Eukaryota; Metazoa; Arthropoda; Insecta; Diptera; Calliphoridae
Gene: DNApol-alpha180
Product: DNA polymerase alpha catalytic subunit
Exons: 7
Coding region: 146-4708 (1520 amino acids)
Biological process (GO): lagging strand elongation; DNA replication; leading strand elongation
Cellular component (GO): alpha DNA polymerase:primase complex
Molecular function (GO): DNA replication origin binding; DNA-directed DNA polymerase activity; chromatin binding
Source: RefSeq, a predicted model, not a curated record
UAAUUUUGUCAUUGUUUUGUUUUGAUUUUCCCGCCAAGUUUAUGCCAGAAAAAAUACUAAUCACACAAAAAUUGCAACGCACUGCACAUUUUUUGUUAAAAUUAUUAAGCACGUAUUAAACAAUUAGAAAAAUUAACAGAACGAAAUGGCAGACUCACCGAGUGAGCCCCGUGCCAAGCGGCAAAGAGUUGACAAAGCGGGACGCUUUGCUGCCUUAGAAAAACUAAAACAAUUGAAGGGCAGCAAACACAAAUAUGAAGUUGAGGAAGAAGUGGAUAGUGUCUAUGAAGUAGUGGAUGAGAGGGAAUAUGCAAAAAAAGCUAAACAACUGUAUGGUGAUGAUUGGAUAGAAGAUGACGGCACUGGUUAUGCCGAGGAUGGUCGAGAUUUUUUUGAAGAUGAAGAUGAGUACUCAGAUGAUGAUGCGGCCCAAACAUCGAAGAACCAAAAGAAGGGUGCCAAAAAGCGACCACGAGAUAGUGAUAAACCUGUUAAAGGUAAAGGUUCCAUACGUAAUCUGUUUAGUAAUGCCGUACCUAAGAAAACUCCAGCCACCUCCAUUAAAGAUGAUGAUAUCUUGGCUGACAUAUUGGGUGAAUUACAAGAUAAACCCAAAGAAGCGGCUACCAGCUCCACUAGUAAUGGUAGUGAUAAGCCACAUAAAGUUAUAGCUCCAGCUAGAAUUGUAAGCAAUGUAACAAGAAAAUCAGAUGCUGCUGUGGCCAAGGAAUACAUGAAUAAUUUUAUGAAUAACAUCAAAAUGAAAGAAACGGCUAAUAAAGCCAAAGACAAGGAAAACAGUGAUGAUGAACUAUUGGAUAGUAUAUUAAAAUCUAAGCCUAAUGAUAAAGUCAAGACAGUCGUAGCAAAACCUAUAGAAAAGGAAAAUGAAACCGGAAAUGUAAAAGAAAAUAAUGAAAGAAAAUCAAAGACAAAGGAAAAUUCUACAGAAAGGGAAGAAGUAACGUCUGCCGAAAAACUUGAAAUACCAGAUGAUGACAUGGAUUUCAGUUGUUUGCAAGAUGAUGAAAAUCAAUUUGAAUUGGAAAAAACAUUAUCUUCUGCCUCCACGGCCACCACAAAAGACAAAUCCCCCACUAAAUCUUCAGUGAAAGGAACGACAACGACAGCGUCACCAUCAUCUGCAGCAACAUCCGCUAAAAAAUCAUCGCCCAUUGAUCAAGAGGAAGAUAUUCAAAAUUUACUUAGUAAUUGGGAAAGUAUUUGUCAAAUGGAUAAUUUUGAAGAAGAACUUACUGCCUCUACAGCCACUUCGAGUGAGGCUAAUGGUGAUUCUACGGAAAAUUUACGUUUUUGGUAUUGGGAAGCCUGGGAAGAUUCAGUACGACGUCCCGGAGAAAUAUUUUUAUUUGGUCGCACCGCAGACGGUAAAUCGAUUUGUGUAAGAGUGGAGAAAAUUGAUCGCGUGGUGUACUUAUUGCCAAGAGAAUAUCUUUUAGAUCCCAUUUCCAAAGAGCCCACUAAACAGAAAGUCACCUUGGCUGAUCUUUAUAAAGAAUUCAAUGACACAAUAUCGGUCGAUUUAAAACUAAGCGAAUUUCGUUCUCGCAAAGUAACCAAAAACUUUGCCUACCACUCAAUAGGCAUAGAUGUGCCACAACAAUGCGAUUACAUGGAAGUACAUUAUGAUGGCAAAAAACCACCACCAAAUAUAAAACAAAAAUACAAUUCUAUAGCACAUAUUUUUGGAGCAAAUACUACUUCCUUAGAAAGCUUUUUAUUGGAUCGUAAAAUAAAGGGACCCUGUUGGUUAAAUUUGAAACAAUAUAAAAAGAAUGCGGCACCAAUGAGUUGGGGUAAAAUCGAUGUUACUGUAAGUGAACCAAAACAUAUAGUGUUGGCUGAGAACCAGAAACCUCAACCACCACCUUGUUUAACUUUGCUGACAUUAAAUGUGCGCACUGCUUUGAAUCCUAAGACACUAAAAAAUGAAAUCUGUAUGAUAUCCAUGCUGUCACACAACCGUUUCUUUAUCGAUAGACCAGCUCCUCAGCCGGCAUUUAAUAAGCACAUGUGUGGUCUGACAAGACCGGCCAUGUGUUCGUGGCCUUUUGAUCUAAAUGCCAAACUUAAUAAAUACAAAGCCACCAAAGUAUUUAAACAUGAUUCCGAAAGAUCUUUGCUUAUUUGGUUCCUGACGCAAUAUCAGGAAAUUGAUGCAGAUUUAAUAGUAACCCACGAUGCCAUGGAUUGUCAACUGGAUGUGUUGGCCGAUCGUAUUGUUACCUUAAAAAUACCACAAUGGUCACGUUUGGGCCGCUUGCGCAUGACUCAAGCAUUCGGCAAGAAAAUGUUGGAUUUCUUUAUUGGUCGUAUGGUUUGUGAUGUCAAGCGUUCGGCCGAGGAAUGCAUUAAAUCGAGAUCCUACGAUUUGCAGACUUUAUGUCAAAACGUUUUAAAAAUUAAAGAAAAUGAACGUAUGGAUGUGAAUGAAGAAGAUCUAAAGGAUAUGUAUGAAACUGGUGAUGGUAUUUUGAAAUUGUGUACUUUAACCAUGCAGGAUGCUUCCUUUAUACUAAGGCUAAUGUGUGAUUUAAAUAUAAUGCCUUUGGCUUUACAAAUCACUAAUAUCUGUGGCAAUGUUAUGACCCGUACUCUACAAAGUGGUCGUUCGGAAAGAAAUGAGUUCUUGUUAUUGCAUGCUUUUACUGAGAAGAACUACAUAGUGCCGGAUAAAAAGAAGAGAGAAUAUGGUGCUGCUGGUAGUGCUGGCGGAGAUACGACUAUGGGAGAGGGACAUGAUUUGGAGAGUACUACUAAUAUUACAGCGUCUGCUGCUGGCGGUGGACGUAAAAAGGCUGCUUAUUCCGGUGGCUUGGUAUUGGAACCCAUUCGUGGUCUUUAUGAUAAAUACAUCUUACUUAUGGAUUUCAAUUCUCUAUAUCCCAGCAUAAUACAAGAGUAUAAUAUAUGUUUUACCACUGUACAACAACCCUAUAACAUAGAAGAUUUGCCCACUCUACCUGAAUCAAGUGUAGAACAGGGAAUUUUACCACAGCAACUUCGUCGCUUAGUCGAGUCAAGACGUGAAGUUAAAAAGUUAAUGGCUGCUCCAGACCUAUCACCUGAAUUGCAAAUGCAAUAUCAUAUACGUCAAAUGGCUUUAAAGUUGACCGCUAAUUCUAUGUAUGGUUGUUUGGGUUUUGCCCAUUCUAGAUUCUUUGCUCAGCAUUUAGCCGCUUUGGUUACACACAAAGGUCGAGAAAUUUUAAUGAAUACCAAAUCGUUGGUACAAAAAAUGAACUAUGAGGUGGUGUAUGGUGAUACAGAUUCAAUAAUGGUAAAUACCAACAUCACCGAUUAUGAACAAGUUUUCAAAAUUGGCAACACCAUUAAGCAGAAUGUGAAUAAGUUGUACAAACAAUUAGAAUUGGAUAUUGAUGGUGUAUUUAGUUGUCUGCUGCUUCUGAAGAAAAAGAAAUAUGCUGCUGUAAAGGUGAUCAAAUCGAAAGGUGAGUUGAAAAAAGAACAGGAACAUAAAGGUCUCGAUAUUGUACGACGUGAUUGGUCCCAAAUUGCCAUUAUGGUGGGUAAAGUUGUAUUAGACGAGGUUCUAUCGGAAAAACAACUCGACGAUAAACUUGAUGCUGUUCACUCACAUCUGGAAAAGGUUAAAGAUCAAAUACUUAAAGGCGAAGUACCAUUGCCUAUGUUUUUGAUUACUAAACAACUCUCCAAAGCACCGACUGAUUUUAAUAAUACUAGUACCCAGCCUCAUGUUCAAGUAGCUUUGCGUAUGAAUAAAACUCGUAAUAGACGUUUUAAAAAGGGCGAUAUGGUUAAUUAUAUCAUUUGUCAGGAUGGCACUUCAAAUCCCGCCACUCAGCGUGCUUAUCAUUUAGAUGAGUUAAAAGGUAGUGAGACAUUAAAACUGGAUACAGAUUAUUACUUAGCGCACCAAAUACAUCCGGUAGUUACACGUAUGGUAGAGGUUUUGGAUGGCACCGAUGCCAGCCGUAUUGCUGAAUGUUUGGGUUUGGAUCCCACCAAAUUUAGAGCUCAAGUUCAAAGAACUUAUGAAGAACGUGCUGAAGAGUCAACAGGUGAAUCUUUAAUCAAAUCUACUCUACAAAAGUAUCGUCAAUGUGAAAAAUUCAAAUUUAUUUGUGUUAAAUGCAAAACUGAAAAUAUAGUAGCUGCUGCGUUUAAACCUUCGGCAAAUCACACAUAUGAAGCUGUUCUGCAAAAAUGUACAAAUGCCGAAUGUAGCAUAAGCCCCUAUCAAUAUGUUAUUGCCAUACGCAAUCAACUAAUUCUAACCAUGAGACAAUACAUUAAACGUUUCUAUCAGAAUUGGUUAGUCUGUGAUGAUCCAGCCUGUAAUCAUAACAGUCGUUGUUAUACCCAUGUCACCAGUGGUAGUCGGCCGGUGUGUAUGCGUUGUAAAAAUGGUACUCUUGUGCGGCAGUAUACGGAAAGAGAUUUAUACAAUCAAUUGAGUUAUUUUCAAUAUAUGUUUGAUUUAAGCAAACAUCAACAUAAAAAUGUUAAUAUAAGUCCCGAAGUCACGGCUGCUUAUCAUGUCUUGCGUGAAACUGUUGAUCAACAAUUACAAAAGUCAGCUUAUUGCACUAUUGCCCUGUCGAAGUUGUUUGUUAAUUUGAAACCAUUGUCGAAAAGUGAUGAAAUUUCCCAUCAAAAAAUUAAUAUGCCAGCGGUACAAGUGGCUGCUAGUUUAGCUGAUUAAUGAAUUAAGUUAAGAUUUGAAUGUAAGGUAACGUUUUUAAACAAAUAUAUACAUAUUUUUUAACUGCC